AUGCCGUCAACACAUAAAAAAGAAAAACCCUGGGACACCGACGACAUUGACAAGUGGAAGAUCGAAGAAUUCAAGCCUGAACACAAUGUCGGCGGAACCUUUGCGGAAGAGUCUUCAUUUGCCUGUCUUUUCCCCAAAUACCGCGAACUCUAUCUGAAGCAGGCGUGGCCGUUGGUGACCAAAGCACUGGAAAAGAAAGGAAUCGCAUGCACACUGGACUUGGUUGAGGGCCGCAUGGAAGUCCGCACAACACGCAAAACAUAUGAUCCCGCGGCUAUUUUGGAUGCUAGGGAUCUCAUCAAACUGCUUGCUCGAAGCGUCCCUGCUCCUCAGGCUCUCAAAAUUCUCCAAGAUGAUAUGGCCUGCGAUGUCAUCAAAAUUCGAAAUUUGGUACGGAACAAAGAACGGUUUGUCAAACGUCGUCAACGAUUACUUGGUCCCAAUGGCUCCACCUUGAAAGCCCUGGAGUUACUCACCAACACCUACAUUCUCGUCCAAGGCAACACAGUCAGCACAAUGGGCGGUUACAAGGGCCUGAAGGAAGUGAGGAGAGUGGUCGAAGACUGCAUGAACAACAUCCAUCCCAUUUAUCACGUCAAAGAGCUCAUGAUCAAGCGAGAAUUAGCCAAGGACCCGGCUCUCAAAAAUGAAAGUUGGGAUCGGUUCCUGCCACAUUUCAAGAAGAAGACAUUGAGCAAGAGACACAAGCCUUUCAAGGUCACCGACAAGAGCAGCAAGCCAUACACACCAUUUCCUCCACCCCGUGAGAAGAGCAAGAUUGACUUGCAAAUCGAAAGUGGAGAAUACUUUCUCGCUAAGCAAGCGAAGGAGCGGGCUAAAGAGCAAGAGAGACUGGAGAGACAAAAGGCAAAGAAGGAAGAGAAACAACGUGAGCGUGAACAAGCUUUCGUCGCACCCAAGGAGGAUAUUCCUCAAAAGAAGAAAUCCAAGAGGAAAGCCUCCGCUGAAGAAGAAACACCUAAAGCCAAAAAGCACAAGAAAGGGGAUGAGUAA
Exophiala dermatitidis NIH/UT8656 is the source of this 1014-nucleotide messenger RNA. Its product is annotated as ribosomal RNA assembly protein KRR1. Gene Ontology annotation, cellular component: small-subunit processome; nucleolus. Gene Ontology annotation, molecular function: RNA binding. NCBI's taxonomy places the organism in Eukaryota, Fungi, Ascomycota, Eurotiomycetes, Chaetothyriales, Herpotrichiellaceae. Bases 1 to 1014 code for a protein of 337 amino acids. The transcript is spliced from 3 exons. The record is from RefSeq and is a predicted model, not a curated record.